Messenger RNA from Nematolebias whitei (Rio pearlfish), 606 nucleotides. Its product is annotated as golgin subfamily A member 1. Gene Ontology annotation, cellular component: Golgi apparatus. The coding region runs from base 1 to 606 and encodes 201 amino acids. The record is from RefSeq and is a predicted model, not a curated record. The transcript has 4 exons. NCBI's taxonomy places the organism in Eukaryota, Metazoa, Chordata, Actinopteri, Cyprinodontiformes, Rivulidae.
AUGUUUGUUGUCCAGAUUUCCUUCCUGGAGGUGGAGGUGGAAACCCUAACAGAACAGCUUCACAGCCCUGAGGUUUGUGAGGAGAAUCAGAACGGCAGUGUGACCGUGGACGACCUGGAUCACCUCCAGAGGGUCAACAGAGAGCUGGAGCAGCAGCUCGGUGACAAGAACAGGACCAUCAAGCAGCUGCAGCAGAGACUGGCAGAGCUGAAGAGAACUCUGCAGAAAGAGCUGAAACUGAAGCCCGACACUGAAGCUGAAGGGAAGGAGAAGUCACCUGAAAGCAGGUCAGAAAAACAAGAGAGUGUUAAUCCGGACCCGCCCCCAGCGUCCGCUCCGAGCCCCCCAACCUCCAACACCACAGUGACCAACACCUCAGACCUCAACGACUCCAGAGAAAUCAACUUUGAGUAUCUGAAGCACGUCGUCCUCAAGUUCAUGUCCUCCAGAGAGGCUGAGGCGUAUCAACUCAUCCGAGCUGUUUCUGUGUUGCUGAACUUCACUCGUGAAGAAGAGGAGAUGCUGAAGCAGACUCUGGAGUACAAGGUCGGUGUUUCUUUAAUGCUCACUAUGUUCAGUCUUCACCUCAACAAACCAGUUAAAUGA